AUGUCUUCCUCAUCGUCUUUGGAACAAUCGGCAUCAUCUUCGGAAGAUGAAUCCAUCCAAGUAUCAACAUCCUCUUCCUCCUCUCAACAUCAUCAACACGACGAUUCUCUUACUCAUCAAACUCCUCUUUCACCAGUUCCUCAUUCAUCUCACAAUUUUUGGAAGCUUGAGAGUAUUCAUAAUCCAGUUUAUCAUGUACAUGAUGAUCAUGAAGAUCAUUUAUACCAACAGGAAAAACAUAUUUAUUUGAAAGAACACCGAUUCCAUAAAGCUACCCAUGACAAAUAUAAGGAAUAUUUGGAUAAAUUACCAUCUGGGCCAUUAACGAAAGAAAAUCAACCACCAAUUCAUAUAACAGAACAAGAGCAAAAGAUAUUUGACUUCUUACUUCAAGUUAACGAGCACUAUAAAUUAGGAACAACAUUGAGAGUGGCUGGAGGAUGGGUGAGAAAUAAGCUGUUGGGAUUGGACGGCGACGAUAUUGAUAUUGCACUAGAUAAUAUGAUGGGAGCAGAAUUUGCAAAAUAUGUAGAACAAUACGAAAAAUUGAAAGGACUUCCAACAAAAUCAAUUGGUAUCAUUUCUGCAAAUCCCGAACAAAGCAAACAUUUGGAGACUGCUACAACUCACAUUUUUGGUCAAUCUAUCGAUCUUGUGAACCUCCGUAGUGAGGAAUAUGCUGACGAGUCAAGAAUACCUUCAAAUAUUUCGCUUGGAACUCCACAGCAGGAUGCAUUUCGUAGAGACUUGACCAUCAAUGCUCUCUUUUACAAUAUUAACGAAAAGAUUGUAGAAGAUUUCACUGGAAAGGGAAUUCAUGACUUGAAAAGAAGAAUUAUACGAACGCCACUUCCUCCCGUUCAAACAUUUUUAGACGAUCCUUUACGUAUUUUGAGAGCGAUUCGAUUUGCUUGUUUCUUUGACUUUUUAAUUGCUGAUGAAAUUAUGGACGCUGCCCACAAUCAUGAUGUUGAUGUUGCACUUGCUGAAAAAGUAAGCAGAGAGCGUGUAGGAACUGAAAUUUUGAAAAUGCUAAAGGGUCAUGAUCCUGUCGGCGCCUUUGCUUUAAUUGGGGAAAUGAAAAUUAAGCAUAUUAUUUUCACAUACUCAACUGCCCCAAAGAAAAAGAAAGAGGCGUUUCCAAGAGAGUACUUACGUCCUAUACCGAUUGAAUGGAAAGAUAACAUGCACUGGGAAAACUCUCUUUAUAGGAUGCGUAUCAUGAUCAAGCUGUCAAAACGAUACAAGUUGAAUCUUGAGGAGCGUACUGAGCUACUGCUAGCUGCUUUCCUCUCGUCUCUCACUGAUGCAAGCAUGGAAAAGGAAAUCGUUGAGGAAAUUUGUUACAAUCUAAUUGUAUCGUCAUUCCGAUUACCUCUCAAAUUGGCUGCUAAUGUUUCCACAAUUAUUUAUGGAGCUCAAAAAAUUAAGAGCAAGGUAUUAGUUUGUGAAGACAAGAAAGAAACUCUUGAUGAGGACUUCUUUGGAGACAUCAUUUUGCAAGAUCGAGAAUUUGUUGGUAAAUGGUUGAGAAAUAUUGUGAAAGAGCUUUACGACAAAUCCCUAAUGCUAUGCAAUGUCAUUGAUACACAAGGAACAGAAUUCACUGAGAAGCGUUGCUUCCGUGCUGUCAAAUUCCUCAAAGCUUUAAACGAAAAGCAUCGAAAAUUAGUGGAAAUUAGUCAAGAUGCUUCACCACUACGAGGUGAUGAAAUUGCUCAAGCUUUGGAAACCACACCAGGACCCAUUGUAGCAGAAGUCAUCGAAGAUCUAACCAACGAACGAUUCAAAAAGUAUCCAGAAAAGUUUGAGAGAGAGCAAGCAGUUGAAUGGCUCUCAAGACAUGCAUCCAAUUAUAAGGCAAAGCUGAAUCUAAACCCAAAGAAAAAGGUCAAAAAGUAA
Naegleria fowleri is the source of this 1902-nucleotide messenger RNA. RefSeq lists its product as uncharacterized. Gene Ontology annotation, biological process: tRNA 3'-terminal CCA addition. The transcript has a single exon. The record is from RefSeq and is a predicted model, not a curated record. NCBI's taxonomy places the organism in Eukaryota, Heterolobosea, Eutetramitea, Acrasida, Naegleriidae. Gene Ontology annotation, molecular function: RNA binding; ATP:3'-cytidine-cytidine-tRNA adenylyltransferase activity. Bases 1 to 1902 code for a protein of 633 amino acids.